UGGAGUGGACUUGACUGGACUGGACUGGACUGGACUGGCCGGGUCGGACUGGACUGGACAGGACUCGACUGGACUGGACAAAAAUGGACUGGACUAGAUUGGACUGGACUGGUCUCGACUGGACUGGAAUGGACUGGACUGGCCGAGUCGGACUGGACUGGACUGGACUCGACUGGACUGGACUUGACUGGACUGGACAGUGUUGGACUGUCCUUGACUGGACUGGAUUGGAUUGGACAGGACUGGACUGGAGUGGACUCUACUGUAACUGUACCGGAAUGGACCGGACUGGACUGGACUGGACUGGACUGCACUGGACGGGACUGGAAUGGACUGGAUUUGACCUGGCUACACUGCACUGGACUGGACUGGACUAAAUUGUAUUGGACUGCAAUGGAUAAACCUGGACUUGACUGGACUGGCCUGGACUGUACUGGAAUUCAUUGGACUAGGUUGCACUGGAAUGGACCGGAUUGGACUGGAGUGGACUGGACUGAGAUGGAGUGGACUGGACUGUACUGGACUGGACUGAACUCGACUGGACUGGAUUGGACUGGUGUGGUCUGGAUUGGAAUUGACUGGACUGGACUGGACUUGACUUGA
This is a messenger RNA of Echinostoma caproni, 603 nucleotides long. The record is from the annotation of a GenBank genome assembly. Lineage: Eukaryota; Metazoa; Platyhelminthes; Trematoda; Plagiorchiida; Echinostomatidae.